AUGUUCAAGAACAAAUUUUAUUGUAUUACCGGAGCGGCAUCGGGCAUCGGCCGCGCCACUGCACUUGAAUUAGCGUCGGAGCAGGCAUCGGGUCUUGCUCUUAGUGAUGUGGACAUGGAAGGGCUUGAAAACACGGCAAAGGAGUGCCAGCGUAUGGGAGUCAAAACCGUCCUGACGACCAAGCUCGACGUUCGGAACCAGAGGGAUGUUGAAUCGUGGGUUGAGGAAGCGUAUGGAUCAUUCGGAAGGCUCGAUGGCGCUGCCAACGUCGCCGGUGUAGCUGGGGGAACCGGCGAUACCACUAUUGAGACGAUUGUUCAAGAGGACUGGGAUCGAACUCUGGGAAUCAACCUUAAUGGCGUGAUGUCCUGUAUGCGAGCUCAACUUCCUCGUUUGACCAAACCAGGAGGUGCUAUUGUCAACGUCGCCAGCACAUCAAGUCGGCGCGGGCUACCACAUAGCGCCGCUUAUGCCGCCAGCAAGUUCGCUGUUAUAGGGUUGACGGAGUCCGCCGCCGGGGAAUAUGCCAAGCAGGGCGUUCGCAUCAACGCUCUGCUGCCCGGCCCUAUUGAUACCAAGAUAUUCCGAGAUGGCGAAGCCAAAGGUCUAUUCGAUUCGGAUGCGCUGUCUAAAGACACACUUCUAGGGAGGGUGGGGAAAGCCGAGGAGGUCGCCAAGGUGCUAUGCUUCCUGCUUAGUGACAAUGCAUCCUACCGCACUGGAAUGUUGACGGAGGUUACUUGGCAUGUUAACUGGCCGGCCAUCGCCAACCCCGAGAGGGAGCGAGCGGCAUGUGCCGAAACCAGCCGUAACCGGCGCACGGGUUUCGACAGGAUGUUUGGAUGCGGUAGUAUUGGGGAGCUGUAG
This is a messenger RNA of Scedosporium apiospermum, 867 nucleotides long. RefSeq lists its product as uncharacterized. NCBI's taxonomy places the organism in Eukaryota, Fungi, Ascomycota, Sordariomycetes, Microascales, Microascaceae. The record is from RefSeq and is a predicted model, not a curated record. The coding region runs from base 1 to 867 and encodes 288 amino acids. Gene Ontology annotation, molecular function: oxidoreductase activity, acting on the CH-OH group of donors, NAD or NADP as acceptor. The transcript has 6 exons.